Grus americana (Whooping crane) is the source of this 2495-nucleotide messenger RNA. It is a transcript of the gene SNIP1, whose product is annotated as Smad nuclear interacting protein 1. Gene Ontology annotation, molecular function: protein binding; mRNA binding. The record is from RefSeq and is a predicted model, not a curated record. The transcript has 4 exons. Gene Ontology annotation, cellular component: nucleus. Bases 50 to 1171 code for a protein of 373 amino acids. NCBI's taxonomy places the organism in Eukaryota, Metazoa, Chordata, Aves, Gruiformes, Gruidae. Gene Ontology annotation, biological process: miRNA processing.
CGCGGGCCGGAAGCGGCGCGCGCUUCUCUUUGUGGCGGCCGGCGGCGCCAUGGAGGCGGCGGCGGCCGAGCGGCGGCGGGAGCAGCGGCGGCGGCGAGAGGUGGCGGUGAAGGCCGAGAAGCGGAGUCCCCGGCGCUCCGCCUCCCGCUCGGCGCGGGGCAGCCAGUCGCCGCCGGCCCUCCCGGGGCCGCACCAGGGCAGCCGCGGCAGGAGCAGCAGAUCGCCCAAAAGGAAGAGCAAGUCCGGGCGGCGGAGCCGGUCCCCGCGCGGCAGGAGGAGCCGCAGCCCGCACCACACCGCCGUGAAGGUGAAGCAGGAGCGAGAUGAUCAUUGUCGUAGAGGAAACGAGGAGCGAAAGCAGAGAUACCCAUCAGAACAAGAACACAGGAGAGACAGAAGUGGUGACAGAGAUAGACACCGAGACCACUCAGACAGGAGGAAACACCCAAAUGAAAGACCUGGAGUUCGAGGCCACGAGCGAGAGAGGGAUGUUCAGAACAUCCGUGAGCAGCAAGCAGAGAGGGAGUUUUAUAACGAGAGAAGACGAGAGCAUCGACAAAAUAACGAAGGCAGUGGUGUUGACCAGAAUCCAGAACUCGGGCAAUCCGAUAACAAACCUAAAGAAAAAGCUGCUGUAAACAAAGAGAAGCCAAGCUUUGAACUGUCUGGUGCGCUUCUAGAGGAUACCAACACUUUCCGAGGUGUUGUGAUUAAGUACAGCGAGCCCCCCGAAGCUCGGAUUCCAAAGAAGCGAUGGCGCCUCUAUCCUUUCAAAAACGAUGAGUUUCUCCCAGUCAUGUACAUCCACAGGCAGAGUGCUUAUCUUCUGGGCCGGCACCGCAGGAUCGCAGAUAUUCCAAUUGACCAUCCCUCCUGCUCGAAGCAGCAUGCCGUGUUUCAGUACCGGCUUGUGGAGUACACGCGUGCCGAUGGUACCGUUGGCCGCAGAGUAAGGCCCUACAUCAUCGACCUGGGCUCAGGGAAUGGCACUUUCCUCAAUAACCAGCGGAUUGAACCCCAGCGUUAUUACGAACUCAAGGAAAAGGAUGUGCUGAAGUUUGGGUUCAGUAGCAGGGAAUAUGUUCUUCUCCAUGAAUCUUCAGAUAAAUCUGAGGCCAACACAAAGGACGAUGAUGAGGAGGAGGAGAAGGAGGAAGAGUCUGACAGUUAACAGACAAGGAGGAAAUUGGGGGUGGGGGCAGGGGAGAGGAAUUCUUUGCAGUUGAACACGCAUUGGGAUGUAAACAUUGGAGCAUCGCAGCACUGAUGCCUCUUAUUGCCUUAAAGUCCUUUUUCUGUUGCUAGUCUGUUCUCGUAGUUUAUUUUAGGGGACUUCACUGAUUAUUCAUCUUUGGUAGUUCUGCAUAUCAGGAAAUAGAGCUUUUUUUUUUCUUUUUUGCUUUUUUUUUUCUCCCAACAAGCAAAAGAGCACCUGGAUGUGAAAGCUCUGAUGCUGGAAAUACUCAGCAAAUGUUUGAAAGACUGUCCUCUUCUAGGAAAUUAUGUAAAACACAGCUGGCAUAUUUAAAAUUAUUUCUGUUAACUGUUUUGUCAUAGCCCUUUGAAAUGCUAUUUAACUGAAGUAUUAGUUAGAAAGUAACCCGAUGCAUUUUGUAACACGUCUUGUUUGGUAGAGGUUGCCAAAUUCCUUUGCCUGUUAGGAGUUCUAGACAGGAGAAUUUACCAGGCUCGCUACUGAAAAGGUGGAAAUGUUGCAAAGCCCCUCUUGUGUUUGUAGGGUUUGGGUAGUUAGUUUGCCUUGUGAUAACUGUCAGGGAUGGGCAUUUCACUGGAAUACGCUACCAGAGAAUUACAAGGUGAUCUGAAAUAGAAGUUAAAUGCUCCUGGGAUUUUAGGUGACGACACUGCGGUUCGGGGACCGAGGUCCAGCUCAGCGUCUGCCCGGUGCGUGUCCCAGCACACGAUGCUGAAGCUUCCACUGGAUGUCGCGUGUCCGGGUGGAAAGCUGGGACCCUCAUUUCUGAUACCACCCCACGAGUAACUCCUCCCGGGUUUUGUUUGUAUUACGCAUAAAUCUCUUCUAUGCGGUGACCUGUUUUAACCAGAGUUUGCACUAUUUAAGUUUUCUUUUUAUAAAAAGUUAUACAAGUCACUUGUUUGAAAUAGUCUUCUCCCCUGCGAAAGAAAACAAUGCUUUAGGAAGAGACAAACCAAUUCCACUCACUGAAAGUACGUGCAUAUUUUUGGAUGUCUUCUCCCCAUUGCUUUAUGGUAUAAGAAAUGUAUAUUUUCCACACUGUUUACUAAUUUGCCUGGAUGUUUGUUCUGUGGUCACAAGCUUAUUCAUACCUGCUGUGUAUAUACUUUGUGUAUACAAAUGUUGCAUAUUGUAUACACGGGCUAGAACAUUUAUGGUGUAAAUAUGGGGCAUUGAUGUAGGUUUUCAAGCAGUAGGUAGGAUGAGUUUUGACUGGGAGGAUCUCCUUUAUACAUACUCUAGGGGUUUUUAAAUAAAGAAUUUGUAAAUUUAGCCC